AUGGUGGAAGCAGAGGGUCCUCUUCUCUCUCCGCCAUCGGAGCCAGCCUCGACUGUCCCACUGGGUUCCUCGAUUCGUACCACUCCCAUACACCCAGACCUACCUGACGUUCAAGUACCAGGAGGGCCUCUUCCCGUUUACAGCUACCAUCCGAUCACUUGCGAACCCAUCGAAGAUCAAGAUCUCCUCUCGGAGCUCGAGCAGCUGCGUCAAGAGUUUCCUUCUAAAGAAGCCGCGCUGAGAGCCCAAGAACAAGCCGCCAAAGAAGCGAGAAGGAGAAUUGAAGAAGCAGAAAAGAAAAAAGAACAGGUGCAAAAAGCGAUCGACAAGAAGAUUAAGGAACGAGACACGGAGAUGAAGGUGUUGUCGAAAUAUCGGGAAGUCAGGGCAUCGGAUAUUCCAACUUGA
Penicillium daleae is the source of this 408-nucleotide messenger RNA. RefSeq lists its product as uncharacterized. NCBI's taxonomy places the organism in Eukaryota, Fungi, Ascomycota, Eurotiomycetes, Eurotiales, Aspergillaceae. The coding region runs from base 1 to 408 and encodes 135 amino acids. The record is from RefSeq and is a predicted model, not a curated record. The transcript has a single exon.